Messenger RNA from Ornithodoros turicata, 1491 nucleotides. RefSeq lists its product as uncharacterized. The transcript is spliced from 3 exons. The coding region runs from base 1 to 1491 and encodes 496 amino acids. NCBI's taxonomy places the organism in Eukaryota, Metazoa, Arthropoda, Arachnida, Ixodida, Argasidae. The record is from RefSeq and is a predicted model, not a curated record.
AUGGGAAAGAAAAAGAAGCUUGGUGGCGGGCAGACGUGCUGUGUGCCGAACUGUAAUAACAACACGCUGAAGCACCGGCACUUCACCUGGCAUUCGUUUCCAACGAAUCCAAAGUACAGGACAGAAUGGCUGAGGCGAAUAAACCGUGUCGGCGCUGGUGGUCGGUAUUCGCUGUGGGAGCCAGGCAAGCACCACAAAAUCUGCGGUGCACAUUUCAACACCUCUGGGCGCCGUGGCUAUAUGGAUCGGCUGCCGACCAUCUUCUCGCAUCGAAGAACGGCUGUUGCAGAAAGUGAAACCAGGCCAGCGGCGCAACUGCAGGACGAACUCAGUAUCGCUUUGAACACGGAGAUUCACAUUGAAUCAUCAGGAGAUCACAGAUACACAAUACCUGGCUGCCCAAGCGAGGUGCUGUCAGCAAACCUGGCCAAGGUACACACCUUGACUGAGGCCUGCGAAAAGCUCGAACAAGAAAAUGCUGCACUCAAGGCAAAGAAUGUAGCCCUGGCACAGGUACUGAGUGUAGUGCAGAACAGGAGAGGAGCCCAGCCAACUAUCUGCCACUCAAAGGUCACUAAAGUAUUUAAAUCAAAAUUGGACAUGUUCAUCAGGGAUGAAAAAACCUUGCAGUUUUAUACCGGCUUUAGCUCAAGGACAAGAUUUGAUGUGUUUCUCGGACUAGUAACAACUAAAUACAAUGAUGUGAAAUCAGGGCUAGGCAGACCGUGUGUCCUUUCCGUUGCUGAGCAGCUUGUACUAGUUCUUGCGAGGUUACGUGUCGUAUUGCUUGAGCAAGACUUGGCAAUCCGAUUUGAUGUACACGUGUCAACAGUGAGCAAUCUGUUCACAUUUUGGGUCGAUUUUCUAUACAGUAUCCUGACGCAGCUGCCCAUCUGGCCAUCUAGGACACUUGUUGACCAGUUCAUGCCAGAGGGAUUCCAGUUGCUUUACCCGUCAACAAGGAUAAUUCUUGAUUGUACAGAGCUCUUUAUUGAAAUUCCCUCAGAUUUUAGAGCGCAGAGUGACACAUAUAGCUCGUACAAGAGUCACAAUACGGCUAAAGGACUCAUUGGCAUUACUCCCAAUGGACUGAUCUCAUUCAUUUCUGACCUCUCUCCUGGAAGGAUUUCAGAUAGGGACAUUGUACGACUUAGCGGCUUAUACAACUUGCUGGAACCUGGAGAUUCUGUAAUGGCAGACAGGGGAUUCCUGAUAGCAAACGAUCUUGAAGAACGGGGUGUCAAGCUUAAUAUUCCACCUAUGCUGAAAGGCAGGGCACAGCUCCCACGGAAUGAGGAAAGUGAGACAAGAAAGCUGGCAAACCUCAGAGUCCACGUAGAAAGAGCCAUUCGGGAAGUGAAGAAUUUUAGGAUACUGCACAACAUGUUCCCAAACACAAUGGCUUCCAAGUUGAAUAAAAUCUGGAAAAUAUGCUGCCACCUCAACAACUUUAUCCAUGAGCCGCUUCUUGACAGGACAAAGAUAAAUUAG